This is a messenger RNA of Cheilinus undulatus (humphead wrasse), 4569 nucleotides long. RefSeq names its product v-myb avian myeloblastosis viral oncogene homolog-like 1 (gene mybl1). Gene Ontology annotation, cellular component: nucleus. The transcript has 15 exons. The record is from RefSeq and is a predicted model, not a curated record. Gene Ontology annotation, biological process: regulation of DNA-templated transcription. Bases 254 to 2416 code for a protein of 720 amino acids. NCBI's taxonomy places the organism in Eukaryota, Metazoa, Chordata, Actinopteri, Labriformes, Labridae. Gene Ontology annotation, molecular function: RNA polymerase II cis-regulatory region sequence-specific DNA binding; DNA-binding transcription factor activity, RNA polymerase II-specific.
GUUAUCGACAUUUUUCUUUAAAGAUGUUACAUGCAGUAAGGCGUUUACAGUGAGACCGUAAUGUUAUGGACUGUACAUUAAGUUAGCUCAAUGGCUAACUAAACACUGCUAGCUACAUAUUGCCGCGUCUCAGAAGAAACAAGCGAUGAUCUACAGCGAUUUCUAUGGAUAAAAGUCUAUUAAUGUGGGAUUUUAGAAAGCUGACAAACACAGGCUCGUCUUUGAAAAAGGUUCAACCAUCCUACCGACUGUCAUGGACAACGUGAAGCCACACAGCAAUGAUGAGGAUGAAGAGCUGCUCUCUACAGAUCCAGAGAGUAAAGAGAACAGCAAAGAUAAAAAGACCCUGUGCAAAGUAAAGUGGUCCAGAGAUGAGGAUGAAAAGCUGAAAAAGCUUGUAGAGCAGCAUGGAACUGACUCCUGGAAAUUAAUUGCUAAUUUCUUUCCAGGGAGGACAGAUGGCCAGUGUCAGCACCGCUGGCAGAAGGUGCUCAACCCGGAGCUGGUGAAAGGCCCAUGGACAAAAGAGGAGGAUCAGAAGGUUAUUGAUCUGGUACAUAAAUAUGGUCCCAAGCGUUGGUCAGUGAUCGCAAAACACCUCCAAGGCAGAAUUGGGAAGCAGUGCCGUGAAAGGUGGCACAACCACCUAAACCCAGAGGUGAAGAAGUCGUCAUGGACUCAGGAGGAGGACCGAAUCAUCUAUGAAGCCCACAAACGGCUGGGCAACCGCUGGGCAGAAAUCUCCAAGCUUCUUCCUGGACGGACAGACAACUCCAUCAAGAACCACUGGAACUCCACCAUGAGGAGGAAGGUGGAGCAUGAAGGCUAUCUACAAGAUGGCUGCAAGAGUUUCACUUCUUCUAAUGCUGGAGGGAAGAGACGCCACAACAGGCCGUGUCCUCAGACUCCAUCAGAGCCUCAGCACUGUGACCGCAGUCCUCUUCCUGUACCGGCACCAAACCAGAUGGGGGGAUAUCCAUAUGACCCUCACAGUGGACACUUGAUAGACAGUCUUCCUGAUAGUUCAGACUUUAUGCAGAGUCUGGAGCAGUACUCACCCUGGUCUGACGGUGUCUCCGACGACACACUGACCACAAGCAGCAGCAUAGAGGAGCAAGCAGAGAGACGUUCUUGGAGGGGCCCUCCUCCAUCACAGCUUCAUGUCUCUCCCAGCAAGUUCCUAUCUGUGGAGGCCAGCACUGUGCUCUCCACCCUACAGACUAUCCCUGAGUUUGCAGAGACCAUGGAGCUCAUUGAUUCAGAUCCAGUUGCAUGGAGCAACGUGGCAGACUUAGACUUGUCAGAGACUGCAACGCCACCCAGGCAAAACCAGGCAGGCUACAACGCUCUCCUCCAAGAGAGGAUGAUUGAAAAUUCAAUGGGCUAUAAUCUGACUGCUGAUCGGGACAGGAACUGUGCUCCAUUCAGUUUGGGCAAUGCUGCUGCUCUGACUCCUAUCAGCUCAUCCAAACCCACCCAGGCAUCCAUUGGGAGGAGGAGGAGGAGAGAGAAGGGCGAGCCGUCUCCUUUGUGUGACAGAAGCUGUGCUUCCUUUUUGGAAAAUAUCUCAAAUUCUCCCAAGAAAACGCCCACAAAGUUACUGCCCUUCACCCCGUCAAGAUUCUGCAACAUAUCAGGGGCGGAGCAUCUAAAUCUGGAUAACCCUGCCCUGACCUCUACUCCUGUGUGCGGACAACAAUGUCUCCUAAACACGCCGCUCCAAAAGGAGACCACACCUAAGCACCAGAAAGAGAAUGAUGGCCCACGGACCCCCAAAUUCCGUAACACUGUCAUGAUUCCAACCCCAAGGACUCCUACUCCCUUCAAAAAUGCUUUGGCCGCCCAGGAGAAAAUGCAUGGGCCACUAAAGAUGGAACCACAACCAUUGGCCUUUCUUGAGGAAGAUAUCCGAGAAGUUCUUAAACAGGAGACUGGAGCAGACAUCUUUAACAGAAUAGACGGCCAGCCAGACUUCAGAGCAUGGAAGCAUAAUAUUGAUGGCCCAGCUAGAAAAGUGCGUAAGUCUCUCGUGCUGGACCCAUGGGGGAAAGACUGCCUAAAUGUCCAACUCUUCCAAGAGCAGCUCAACAAUGCACAGAUUCCAGAUGAAAGUCUUCUUACAAGCUCCUCGCUGAUCAGCCUAAACCCUGAACAAGAGGACUGUAGCCGUUCUUUGACUUCUGGGCAAGAGGAGCCCUCACUGGUCACAGCUCACCCUCAUCGCUUUACCAGCCCUAGAAUGAAGAAGCUUCUCACCUCCCAUAAAGCACCAAAACAUGCCAACGUGCAGGUGAGCGAGUGGGAAGCAGUGGUUUAUGGGAAGACAGAGGACCAGCUGAUCAUGACAGAACAGGCCCGUCAGUACCUGAACCCCUACCCAUCAUCUGGCUCUACCUCAAGGGCCCUUGUGCUUUAAAGCCGUCCCCCACACUGCGCAGGCAACACUACUACACCCCGUCCAACAACGGAAACCUCCACUCAAACCUGUAAGAGACAAUCCAGUGAGGAAAACUCAUUUCAUUUUUCUGUAGCAAGGAAACAAGGAAAAGCACUGCCAAGUCCACCAAGCAUACAGCUGCUGGCAUUGUUUUCACGCUUCUAGGACAUUGCCCAUGUUUGCUCUUUAUAUGAUUGCCUUGUUUUCCUUUAAAAAAUACACAACUUGGCAACAUUUUGUACAGGAAUAAAAAGCUAGGUUUGUGCUCUGCUCUAGAUGAUAAUGAAACAACCUGAACACAUAGGAGGCUUUAUAGAUGGGGUUCAUUUUCAGCUGCAGCUACUUUUGACUUUAAUGUUGUUUACAUUGUCAAAAGACAAUAUUGACAUUUACAAUAUAACGCUACUUAUUUUAAACAUACUGCUAAACUGCCACGGAUUUUUAAAAACGGCUACAUACGUAAUAACUUGCUCUGAAUGACAUCCAUGUUUAUUUUUUCAAUCACAUCAUGGGUUUCUAACAAGACAAGAAAUAUGAUAUUAACCGGUGCGUUGUAAAAUAACAGGAAAGGUUGGUUACCUAGUUUUUAUGACUGUGGGGUUAUGUUGCUGCGGUGAUGAGAAGUUUCUGAGAAUGAAGAUUAGAAGCUGUCAGUAUUGCACUACUGAGUUGAUGUUGCUGCUGAGAAAGGAGCAGUGAGUUUUUUCAAGGGCAAACUGGAUAGCACUUGUGAUGGUAUCUUUUCAAACAACAGCAUUUCCUUUCCAAGGCCAUAGCGUCCAUCGAGACAUCCGUUGAAUGUAUUACAUUGCAAUGUACAUGUGUAAGAACCUCAAAAGAAGGAAUGGUACCUGAAUGUUUAUUUCUGUUUAUUUAUUAUCUGACAGCUCUAAAGCUUAGAUUUUAAUAUAAAUCGGACACCAUGAGUUUGAAGAAGUUUAACUUUGCUGACAAAACAGCCUAAAACCCUCUCUAGCUCUAAAGCAGCUCUCUCUUUAACAGAGGAUGAACGGUGACCGUCGCUUUGGUCAGUUUGAUGCGUUGUCGUUACCCACUGGCCGGUUUUCAUAUGAUCAGUGUUGGUCAAGAAGGAUUUAGUUUUUGUGUGAAGGCUGUAGGUUUUAUUUAUUUAAUGUCUACUAAUUUAUUUAUUUCUAAAAAAAAAUCAUUUAAGAGAAAUUAUUGAAGAAUUUUUAUUGUUUUUUCUCUUCAUAAUCAGGAUCGGGCUACCAUUCAGUUCCAUUACACUUAGAAAAACAUGCACUGCCAAUAAUUUAAUGUGUUCAUUCAUUAUCCUGAUCAGACAACAUCUGUAAUUGUUGUGUAGCUGUAGCGAUCAUUUUGCAACAUAUAGAUUAGAUGAUUCUAAUGUGUUCUUUGCUAUUAGGUAGCAGGGCUCCAUCUCCAACCUCUAAUCAUAGACAAAUUGCACUUUUGACUCUUCAUAUAAUUUUAAAUGUUUGUUCUCAUGAAGUAGCUCUUUUGUUUGUUUUUGUGUUAGAUUGUUGUCUUCCUGUUUGUAAAGAAUGCUGACAUUGCUGCUUGUUUUUAUCCUGCUCUUUUUUUUAAUUCCCAUUCUGCUGCAGAAAUGUGUGUUUUGCAGAACUUCAAUGUAUUUUUAGAUGGAUGACAGCAAACAUUAAACCUCCUUUAACAGUACAAUCCAAAUUUAUCCCUGCUGCAAAUACUUUAUAAUCUGCCCAAAUGUAAACCUUAACAUAAUGUUGUUAAAAUGUUCCAUACUUCCAUACUUUUUGUUACCACAUUUUAAGCAAUAUAUCAUUAAUAGAAUUUAAAUUAAUUGUUAUUCUUUGAAAAACAUGAAAUUAGAAUUUACAUAACUAUUUGAGAUUUACAUUGAAAAUUUAAAAGAUUAAGGUCAGAAUUUUGAGAGAUUAAAGUCGAACAUUUAGGAGCAUACAGUUGAAAUCUUAGCCCAUGGUUCAAUUUUUUACUUUGAAGGGAAAUAUCACAAAAGCAGCCAACCUCCAGAACUAAAACAAGGAACAUGGAGCAUCUUGUGAAGUUGUGGCAUAAAUUAUCUUCAGUUUUUUUUAACUGCCUUUAUAGCCUUAGUGCAGGGGUGGCCAAACUAUGGCCUGGGGGCCCAUUUUUGUCUGGCCCGCAGCAAA